Molecule: messenger RNA, 2777 nt
Organism: Telopea speciosissima
Lineage: Eukaryota; Viridiplantae; Streptophyta; Magnoliopsida; Proteales; Proteaceae
Product: linoleate 13S-lipoxygenase 2-1, chloroplastic-like
Exons: 9
Coding region: 7-2721 (904 amino acids)
Biological process (GO): lipid oxidation
Molecular function (GO): protein binding; metal ion binding; oxidoreductase activity, acting on single donors with incorporation of molecular oxygen, incorporation of two atoms of oxygen
Source: RefSeq, a predicted model, not a curated record
GAAAAGAUGUUGAAGCCUCAACUGCAACAGUCUGAGACUGCUCGAUCGCUUGCGCUGUUUCACAAGACCUUUGUCUCCGGUCAUGUUAGUGCGAAGCACCUCCUACGGCGGCCACCGCCUUCUCUCCGUCAAAAACAAAAGAAGUUCUCUGUCAUGGCCAUGAGCAUCUCCAGCGACAUUAAAGCGAUCAUUGGAACCGCUUUGGAGAAAUCUGUGACAGUUAAGGCGGUAGUUACAGUUCAACUAACGAUUGGAGGGGUCUUAUCAAACAUUGGGGUGGAGAAAGGUAUCGAUGACAUUAUCGACUUACUUGGUAAAACGUUGUCGUUGGAGCUCGUUAGCUCAGAGCUUGAUCCUCAGACUGGGUUGGAGAAGGAGACCAUCAAGGGUUAUGCUCAUAUGAGUGGUAAAAACUUAAAGGAGAAGGAGGUGACAUAUGAGACCAAAUUUGUGGUUCCGGAGAGUUUUGGGGCAGUGGGGGCUGUUCUGGUGCAGAAUGAUCAUCACAAGGAGAUGUUUCUCAAGACUAUUGUCCUUGAUGGCUUCCCUAAUGGCCCUGUUAACUUCUCCUGUGAUUCAUUUGUUCACAGCAAGUUCGAUAACAAAGAGAAGAGAGUCUUCUUCGGUAAUAAGUCAUACUUGCAAUCGGAGACUCCCAGUGGAUUGAAGAGGUUGAGGGUGAAAGAGCUAGAGAACCUGCGUGGGGAUGGUACGGGAGAGCGUAAGACAUAUGAUAGGAUCUACGACUAUGACACCUACAAUGAUUUAGGGGACCCCGACUGUAGCACUGAACUGGCACGCCCCGUCCUCGGUGAUUCCCAACAUCCUUAUCCCAGACGGUGUAGAACUGGACGUCCUCGUUGUACCACAGAUCCCUUGUCCGAGAAAAGGAGCUUGGAAGCAUAUGUGCCGAGAGAUGAGGCAUUUUCUGAAGUGAAACAGUUGAAUUUCUCAACCAAGACAGUGAAGUCAGUGGCUCAUGCUGUACUUCCUUCACUUGAGACUGCACUCCUUAAUGCAGAACUUGGAUUCCCAUACUUCACCAAAAUUGAUUCACUAUUCAAUGAAGGGCUUGCACUACCUAAGCCUAAAGAUCAAGGCUGGUUCUUCAGCAGGCUUUUACCAAGGCUUGUCAAAUCCCUUGAUAGUAAAGGAGAUGAAGUCUUGCUCUUUGAGGUCCCUGAGACCAUUAACAGAGACAAAUUCUCUUGGUUCAGGGAUGAGGAAUUCUCACGCCAGACUCUUGCUGGUCUCAACCCCUUCAGCAUUCAGUUGGUCACGGAAUGGCCAUUGAAGAGCAAACUCGACCCUGAGAUCUAUGGCCCAGCUGAGUCUGCAAUUACUGCAGAACUAAUCGAGCGAGAGAUCAAAGGAAUCAUGACCGUCGAUGAGGCCAUACAGCGAAAGAAACUGUUCAUGUUAGAUUAUCAUGAUCUGUUAUUACCUUAUGUAAACCAAGUGAGAGAUCUCAAAGGGACAACAUUAUAUGGUUCAAGAACCUUAUUCAUGCUUACUCAUGACAACACAUUGAGACCUCUAGCGAUUGAGCUCACUCGGCCACCUAAAGAUGACAAGCCUAUGUGGAGACAAGUAUUCUCCCCUGGUUGGGAUGGCACAAGCUGCUGGCUAUGGAGACUUGCUAAAGCUCAUGUCUUGGCUCAUGACUCUGGCUUUCACCAGCUUGUCGUCCACUGGCUAAGGACACACUGUUGUACUGAGCCUUAUAUAAUUGCGGCGAAUCGGCAGCUAAGUGAGAUGCACCCAAUUUAUCGGUUGUUGAAUCCCCAUUUCCGGUACACAAUGGAGAUCAAUGCACUUGCUAGAGGUUUACUUAUAAAUGCAGGUGGGAUCAUUGAGAGCACCUUCUCUCCAGGAAAGUAUUCAAUGGAGAUCAGCUCUGCGUAUUACGACAAGUACUGGAGGUUUGACAUGGAGGGUUUACCUGCAGACUUAAUUCGAAGAGGAUUGGCUGUUGAGGAUCCAACGGCUGAGCAUGGUCUAAAACUGACAAUUGAGGAUUACCCAUUUGCUAAUGAUGGUCUUGUCCUCUGGGAUGCCCUUAAACAAUGGGUGAGUGACUAUGUAAAUCACUACUAUCCAAAAGCCAGCCUUGUUGAAUCUGAUGAAGAACUCCAAGCAUGGUGGAAUGAGGUAAAAACAAAGGGCCAUGGAGACAAGAAGGAUGAGCCAUGGUGGCCUAUCCUCAAAACUCAAGAUGAUCUAAUCCAAGUGGUGACAACCAUCAUUUGGGUCACCUCCGGCCACCACGCCGCCGUCAAUUUCGGCCAAUACCAUUACGCCGGAUACUUCCCGAACCGGCCGACAAUCAUGAGAUCAAACAUGCCCACUGAGGACCCAGCAGAGGAUGAAAUGAAGAAUUUCUUGGCCAAACCUGAGUUUGCUCUGUUGAAGAGUUUCCCUUCACAAAUUCAGGCUACUAAGGUGAUGGCCAUAUUGGAUGUGUUGUCUAGUCACUCAGUAGAUGAGGAAUACCUUGGAGGUGAGAUUUUGCCAGCUUGGUCUGAGGAUCCAGUCAUAGAAGCAGCACAUGAGAAGUUUAUUGGGAAACUGAAGGAGCUUGAUGGGAUUAUUGACACAAGGAAUCAAGAUUUGAAUUUGAAGAACCGAACUGGUGCAGGUGUGGUACCCUAUGAGUUAUUGAAGCCAUCCUCAACACCUGGGGUCACUGGAAUGGGAGUUCCUUAUAGUAUCUCCAUUUAAGAGUACUUGGAUUUGUAUGGUCAGUUUUUGGCUUACAAUGUCAAAAAUAAAUCACU